AUGGAUAUGUUCGUAAAGAUGAAAAGGCUUCUUCUGCCAAGAAAGCGGGUAGAAAUAAAAACAGAGAGACAGUCACACACACUUAAUGGGUUUGUACACUUUCAGAACAUUCUAAACAGCCCAUAUCAGGAAAGUGCUCAGCAUAUUAGGCGUGCAGAGAAGGAGUAUGCCACUCUUAUAGAAGAAAUAGAAAAAGCACAGUUGGAGAAAACACACAUCUUCCUUCUGUUUACCUCUCUAUUUAAGCAGCUGGAUGCGCUUUCCUUCCUUUCUUCAAGCAACGCAGUGCGCGUUCAGAUGGUCCGGGAGGAGGUGGAGAACCUUCUAAUCCAGCAGAUGUACAUAUAUGUAGAGUAUAUGGCACAGUGCACUGAUACAAUGCACAGCAGCCUAUUUAUUGUGCUGCUUGGCCGUGUGCCUAUAAGAAAGGCGGUAGGAAUAAAAAUGCGGUACUUUUCCCGGCGAAUGCAGAGUAUGGAUGGCAAGGCCCUAACCAUUGUACCUGAGGAGCUUGUGUCCAUAAUAGAGCGGGAGUGCACCAGAUACUGCACGCUUUUUGGCCUGGAUGAUCUUUCAGAAGAAAACCUCCUUGUGCUGGAUGGGUUCCUAUUUUCAAUUAUAAGAAAGAACCUAUGCGCAUCGCAGGAUGCCUUUUUCAGGUUCCGCGAGUGCAUUUUAAUGCGUGCCAGGUCUUCGUCUGGGUCGAGUGCUUUGCUGAGGAGGUUUAAUGUAAAUUUAGAUGCUUUGUGA
Nematocida parisii ERTm1 is the source of this 750-nucleotide messenger RNA. RefSeq lists its product as uncharacterized. The record is from RefSeq and is a predicted model, not a curated record. The coding region runs from base 1 to 750 and encodes 249 amino acids. NCBI's taxonomy places the organism in Eukaryota, Fungi, Microsporidia. The transcript has a single exon.